Messenger RNA from Solanum verrucosum, 2892 nucleotides. Its product is annotated as receptor-like protein 9DC3. The transcript has 3 exons. Lineage: Eukaryota; Viridiplantae; Streptophyta; Magnoliopsida; Solanales; Solanaceae. Gene Ontology annotation, molecular function: protein binding. The record is from RefSeq and is a predicted model, not a curated record. The coding region runs from base 1 to 2892 and encodes 963 amino acids.
AUGGAGAGAAUAGUAUUGUCUCUUAUAGUCGUUCUAUUUCUCAUGGUUUGUUUUUCAUUUGGUGAUCCACUUUGCUCUUCUCAUGAUUCCCUUGCACUUUUACAGUUUAAGCAUUCACUUAACGCGACAGGCGACCAUCAAUAUAAUUGCCCAAAUUAUUUUUAUGAUAAGACGACGUCUUGGAAUAUGAGUAGUAUGGAUUGUUGUAGGUGGGAUGGAAUUACCUGCGAUGGCUUCACUGGUCAUGUCAUUGGUUUGGACUUGAGUUGCAGCAGACUUGAAGGAACUAUACAUCCUAAUAGUAGCCUUUUCCAGCUUCGUCAUCUUCAAACACUCGAUCUUUCCGCUAAUGACUUUUCAGGUUCUCAAUUUCCACAGGGGAUUGGUCAGUUGUUUAACUGGAGCAGUAGUACUCAUUCACUAAGGGAGUUAGAUCUCUCUUUUAAUAAUGUUUCUGGAGGGAUACUCCAUUCACUCGGAACUACUACUCUCAAAGCCUUAAAGAUUCUACGACUUUCUGGGUGCAACCUUGCCGGACCAUUUCCAGAAUUCAUUGGGAACCUUUCACAGAUCACCCAACUACAUCUUUCAGACAACAACUUGGAUGGCAAAAUUCCAGACGUUUUUUCCAACUUGCAAUUGCUUACAUCCUUGUCACUGGAGAACAACAACUUCACUGGCCGGUUCCCAUCUUCUCUUGUGGAUUUUACUAACCUUCAAGUUUUAAGGUUGAGAGACAAUUCACUCAGUGGUACACUUCCCGAGUUUGAGAUCAACUCUCUAAAAACACUUGAUUUGUCUCGUAAUCAAUUCUCUGGUCCCAUACCUCAAUCGCUUAGACAUCUUCUCAACCUAACUGUUGUCUUUCUUGGACAAAAUAAGUUGAGCGGCGAGAUUGGAGCAGAAAUGUUUUCAAGCAUGACAAACCUCUCAAUUCUUGAUCUUUCUAAUAGUGGUUUAUCAUGGAGUGGCAAUAUCAACACCACUUUUCCCCUUCUUUCUUAUUUAGCUUUACGCUCUUGUCGUGUGAAAGACUUCCCAGAUUUCAUAUUCAACUCUAAGAAGUUAUGGAUUUUGGAUCUCUCGGAGAAUGAAAUUCACGGGCAAUUCCCUAAAUGGUUUGGGGGUUUGAGUGCAUUGGCAAACCUUAACCUCUCUCACAACUACUUUACAAGCUUAGACCAUAUACCUUGGGAGAGAAUGACGAUACUUGAUCUUCAAUCAAAUUCACUCGGUGGACCUUUGCCAUCUCCCAUUUGCACAUCAACUUCACUUUAUAUGAUAAAUUUGUCUUACAAUAAUUUGAGUUCCGAAAUUCCCAAUUGCUUGUUUACUUCUUCCUUGCUCAAGGUCUUAGACUUACGAGCUAAUAACUUCCAUGGACCCAUCCCAAACAAAUUCCCAAAGUAUAGUAGACUAGUGCAUAUUAAUUUGAGCAAAAACAAAUUGGUAGGUCCCAUACCAACAUCACUAGUCAACUGUACAUCCUUAAGAGUCCUUGAUUUGGGAAACAAUAAAAUCCAAUCUACAUUUCCCACCUGGCUGGAAACAUUGCAAGAGUUAGAGGCUCUCAUACUGAAAUCUAAUAGAUUUUACGGACCCAUCGUUGCUUUUAAAACAAAAUCGCCAUUUCCAAAUAUGAGGAUCUUUGACCUCUCCGGCAAUUCAUUUACAGGCUCUUUACCUAUGGAGGUUCUAAAAGGUUUCAAAGCUAUGAUGUACAUGGAUGCACACAAAUCAGGAGUGGAGUACUAUGUCGAGAAAACUAUGAGUUUCGGAAGUUACUUAGUCGAUGAGCUUUUAUAUACAGGAUUGUAUGUGGAAUCGGUGAUAUUGGUGAUGAAAAAUCAAGAGACUAAAUUCAACAAAAUCUUGAAGAUGUUCACUACAAUCGAUUUAUCAAGGAACAAGUUUGAGGGAGAAAUCCCGAAGUUCAUUGGGAAUUUUAAUUCACUUCUGCUGCUGAAUUUAUCUCACAACAACCUCACUGGGCAUAUUCCUAUUGAAAUGAAGAACAUGAGCACUCUUGAAGCUUUGGACCUUUCAUUUAACCAUCUUACCGGUAAAAUUCCAGUGGAAUUGGCACGUCUCACAUUUCUUGCGGUCCUAAAUCUGUCACACAACCAUCUUGUUGGACCUAUUCCUCAGAGUAAUCAGUUCAAUAAGUUUUCAAAUGAUUCCUAUUUAGGAAACUCUGAAUUGUGUGGAUUUCCACUGUCAAAUGAAUGUGGGCAUCAUAAGAGUGCAUCAGUACCAGUUGAACAGGAAGAAGAUGAACCAAGUUUUCUUAGCGAAAUGACUUGGCAGUCUGUGCUAAUUGGUUAUGGUUGUGGCUUGACUUUUGGUUUUGGCAUAGUGUAUCUCAUAUACCUCUUUGAAAGGCCAAGAUGGUGCAUAGACUCUUUUGAAACUAUCACUCGGGAAAUGAUAUACAUAGUACUGAGGGCACAAUCGAUGAUAUUAGUGAUGAAAAAUCAAGAGAUUGAAUUCAACAAGAUGUUGAAGAUCUUCACAACAAUCGAUUUGUCAAGGAACAAGUUUGAAGGAGAAAUCCCUAAAUUCAUUGGGAACUUGAAUUCACUUCUGCUGCUGAAUUUAUCUCAUAACAACCUCACUGGGCACAUUCCUGUUGAAAUGAGGAACAUGAGCACUCUUGAAGCUUUGGACCUUUCAUUUAACCAUCUUAUCGGCAAAAUUCCAGUGGAGUUGGCAAGUCUCACAUUUCUGGCGGUCCUAAAUCUGUCACACAACCAUCUCGUUGGACCUAAUCAGCUCAAUACGUUUCAAAAUGAUUCCUAUUUCGGAAACUCUGAAUUGUGUGGAUUUCCACUGUCAAAUGAAUGUGGGAAGCAUAAGAGUGCAUCAGUACCAGUAUCAUCGGUUGAACAAUAA